Molecule: messenger RNA, 26345 nt
Organism: Dendroctonus ponderosae (mountain pine beetle)
Lineage: Eukaryota; Metazoa; Arthropoda; Insecta; Coleoptera; Curculionidae
Gene: shot
Product: microtubule-actin cross-linking factor 1
Exons: 39
Coding region: 464-25639 (8391 amino acids)
Biological process (GO): intermediate filament cytoskeleton organization; wound healing
Cellular component (GO): membrane; cytoskeleton; cytoplasm
Molecular function (GO): structural molecule activity; calcium ion binding; microtubule binding
Source: RefSeq, a predicted model, not a curated record
AGACAGGUGAGCAGUUCACCGCGAAACGUUUACGGGAGCAGCACGGUUUGUACGUAGGCUAAAUAGCGAACGAACGAAAACAAUGGGCAUAUGGUGAGAAAAUCGGGAGUGUGCUUGAUUAAGGGCUCGCCCUGGUGAUGACGAGUGGCCGAAACGUCGCAUUUAGCCGGAAACCGUUGGCUCGACCCGGAACUCGCUUGGGCGCAACCUUGGCUUAGCCGGAGGCUGUAAAGGAACCAGAUUUUCGCGGUGAAUUUGUGCUAGUGUAGAUUUAACGACAAGCAACGAAAUCAGCGAUAUAAUCAACGAUACAUUCCGUAAAAGACUUUGACUUAAACCGGGUUAACUUGUGAUUUUCUGGCGAAGUCCCUGUUUAACACCGAACGAAUUGUAUUUUUUCUAAGCUAGUUUUUAUACGAAAGAAUAAGAGAAAUUGAAGUGCUACCGAUGUGUUAAGUGAACGAUGUCGACCCAAAAUUACUACAAGGAGAAGCUGGGGUUCGACCCCAGGGAGUCGAUCUACAACGACGCUCCCCCGGAAAAAUACAGGAAAACUGGGGAGGCGCCCCAUGGGUAUGAGGAGAAUCUUACCAAAUUCAAAGGUACUAUAUGGGACUUAUUUAUUCAGGCUACUUCAGACGAACGUGACGCCGUCCAAAAGAAGACAUUUACAAAAUGGGUCAACAAGCAUCUGAAAAAGACGUACACGUGUCUUCAUGUCUGUGUCUUUAUCAACAACAGUCCCUGUUGCCCCCCUGCGCGGCGCAACAUCCGAGACCUUUUCGAAGACCUGCGCGAUGGGCACAACUUAAUUUCACUCUUGGAGGUGUUAACUGGCGAACAACUCCCGAGAGAGAAAGGACAGAUGCGCUUCCAUAUGCUGCACAACAUCGACACUGCUCUUCACUUUUUACGUUGCAAAAACGUAAAACUAGUCAAUAUCCGAUCGGAAGAUAUCGUCGAUGGAAACCCUAAGCUGACCUUAGGAUUGAUAUGGACCAUCAUUUUGCACUUCCAGAUCUCCGACAUAAUCGUGGGCCAAGAACCGAAUGUGUCCGCCAAGGAUUAUCUUUUGCGAUGGGCGAAACGAACCACGCACAAGUACCCAGGGGUUCAGGUGCAAGAUUUCACCAAAUCCUGGCGCGAUGGAUUGGCGUUCAGCUCCAUUCUCCAUCGCAACAGGCCCGAUCUGAUCGAUUGGGGCCGAGUGCGCAACCAAAGACCUCGAGAGCGUCUGGAAACGGUGUUCUUUGUUGCUGAGAAGGAAUACGGAGUUACCAGGCUCUUGGAUCCGGAAGAUGUCGACACUCAUGAACCUGACGAGAAGUCGCUCAUCACGUACAUUUCGUCCCUGCAUGAAGUGUUCCCGGAGCCGCCUCCAAUUCAUCCACUUUACGACUCUGCAGCUCAACAAAGAAUGCAAGAAUACAGGGAAAUUGCGUCCAGUCUACAUAUGUGGAUGCGUGAAAAGUACAGUCUAAUGCAGGACCGUAAUUUCCCCCCAACUUUAAUCGAAAUGAAGAAACUGGCCGCCGAAUCGACCAGAUUCCGCACCGAUGAAAUCCCACCCAGACAACGGGAUAAGCAAUACUGCCAUCAACUUUUCAGAGAUCUGGAGAAGUAUUUCAAGAGCGUAGGAGAGGUUGACAUCGAACCUGAGCUACACAUCGAUAAUAUUGAAAGAAAUUGGCAGCGACUCAUGAAUGCGUAUCAAGACCGUGAUAGGCACAUAAUUGAGGAAAUUAAGCGACUCGAAAAAUUGCAACGAUUGGCGGAAAAAGUACACAGAGAAAUCAAACAGACCGAUUCUCAUCUGGAUCAAAUCGAACAAGCAAUCGAACUGGAAUCGCGACGAAUUGAACGAUUACACCCACUGGAAGCGAAGAAGGUGGCCGAUCAGAUCGACCACGACCUGGUUGUUACAGAACAGGCCAUUCAAUCCCUUAAAUCCGACGUGCACACUUUGCGCAAUGGCAGAUACCCCCAGGCUGGCGAGCUGGAUAAGCGGGUGAACAAACUGCAUGAAAAAUGGGUCCGUCUAAGGCACCAGUUGCACAACAAAAUUGUGGGGCCUUUGGCUAACAUGAGCUUCCCAGUGGAAGAACGCACUGUGACGAAACAUAUUAGAACCGUGCAAGAAACCAGGAAUAUCGAGACCAAUCCCCACUUCAGAUCCCUGCAGGAGCACAUCGAGUGGUGUAAAAACAAAUUGAAACAAUUGAAGAAGGCCGAUUUCGGUACCGAUCUACCAUCCGUUCAGCAGGAGCGUGACAUCCAUCAGCGCGAGCACAAAACCAUUGAACAGUACCAUUCCAAGGUGGAGCAAUGUGUUAAGGCCCGGCAGUAUUUCAGCGGCGAAGAGCUGACUUUGUACAAUCAGCACCUGGGACAGCUUCAGAAGGUGUAUGCUGAGCUGCUGACCUUCAGCACUGCUCGCGCCAACGACUUGGAAAGUCUCUACGACUUCAUCCAAUCCGCCACCAGAGAACUGCAGUGGCUCAACGAAAAGGAAGAGACCGAAGUGACCAGAGAUUGGAGCGAUGUUAAGCUGGACGUUGAUGGAGUGGAGAAAUACUUCGAGCAUUUGAUGAGCGAACUGGAAAAGCGCGAAUCGCAAUUUAAUUCCGUUUUGGAACGCGGCGAAUCCCUGGUUCGUCACAACCAUCCGGCCAUCAAAGCCAUUGAGGCCCAUUUGGCCGCUAUGAACGCGCAAUGGGCGUGGCUGCUCCAACUCACCCACUGUCUGGAGACGCACUUGCAGAACACCCGAAUCUACCAGGAUUUCUUCAAAGAUGUCCUAACUGCUGAGGAAUGGCUCAGAGAGAAGGAUGAGAUUAUGAAUAACGAGUUCAGUCAAGGCGACUUCAGUCUGGAUGUGGGAGAGCGACUGUUGCAAGGAAUGCAGGCGUUGAGAGACGAGCUAAACACGUUCGGAGACCAAGUGCAGGCGCUAAAAGCGCGCGCUCAGAACGUCGUGCCUUUGAAGCAGCGCAGACAACCGAUCACAAGACCGAUGAACGUUACUGCUAUUUGCAACUACAAGAAGAAUGAUUUUGUAAUUGAAAGAAAUAAGGAGUGCACCCUAACGGACAACUCAGGGCGCACAAAGUGGCGAGUGCACAACUCCAAAGGCAUCGAAUGCCAAGUGCCCGGAGUCUGCUUCGUGUUGCCUCCUCCCGAUAAGGACGCCUUGGACGCAGUGGAUCGCUUGCAACGCCAAUACGACCGUUCCAUCGCCCUGUGGCAGAAGAAACAGCUGCGAAUGAGACAAAACAUGAUCUUCGCCACCAUCAAAGUGGUAAAGGGAUGGGACUUGCCCCAAUUCAUCGCCAUCGGCGCUGAGCAACGGAACGCCAUCAGAAAGGCCCUGAACGAGGACGCCGAUAAGCUGAUAGCUGAAGGCGAUCCUUCCGACCCUCAACUCCGAAGACUCCGAAGAGAAAUGGACGAAGUCAACCGGCUGUUCGACGAGUUCGAAAAACGCGCCAGAGCAGAGGAAGAGAGCAAAAACCAAACCAAAGUAUUCAACAACCAAAUCUUCAAUCUGCAGCGCGCCUUGGACGAGGCUGAGCGCGUGAUAAAUCAGCGGGUUCUUUCGCCUCUGCCCAGAGACUUGGACACCUUGCAACAUCUCAUCCUUGAGCACAAAGAGUUCGAGUCGCGGCUUCAAAAUCUGGAGCCUGAAGUGGAACAGGUUAAGGACACUUUCAGAUCCAUCACCCUGAAAACUCCACAACACAAAAAGGACCUGGAAAAAGUCCUCGACAAAUGGAAGUACAUCUGGAACACCAGCAACCUGUACAUCGAACGCCUGAAAUGCAUGGAAAUCGUGCUCAACGGCAUGGAGGACGCGCAGCAAGUAAUCUCAGAGUUCGAAAGCAAACUGUCCAGCCUGAAAGAGCUGCCCAAUACCGAAAAGGGACUGAAAGCAGUGCACGAUGACCUGCUCAAGAUGGAAAGCGCGGUUGGCCAACAGCAAAUCGCCAUGGAUCAGCUGAACGACGACUUCGACAACGCAAGGAGACUGACUGAAAAGUCUAGACCCAACCAAAGGGGCCCGCAUUCCGAUGUGGAGCGCCUGGACAAAGACAUCCAGAGGCUUAACAGCAGAUGGUCCAGCGUUUGCCAACAGUUGGCCGACAGGCUCAAAGGCUGCCAACAGGCCUACGAUCUACUACAGAAGUACGCGCAAGCCAAGCAGGUGGAAGAUGAUUGGCUGGACGAUCAAUAUGGCAAGCUAGAAACCUUGCAGCCUAUUAAGGAUAGAGCCAAGGAGCAACUGGAUGCUACCAGGAACCUGUUGAACAACGUAGUGGAACGCACCCCUAAAAUUGAACAAGUGAACUUAAACGGUGGUAGAUUCAUCAGGGAAGGAAAGAUAUGGAGCAAAGGCGUCCAAAAGUCAAGAGACGCACUGCUGGACGCGCAUCCUUCAUUGGACGCAGGCGACGCUCUUAAGCGUCCAGACGCUGCGCCGUCCGGAGCGGACAUUGUCAGCAGGGAAUUGGACGAAUUCAAUGGACGUUAUCAAUAUUUGGUCGAUGUUUUGUACGGGAGGCUGCAGGAAAUUGCCAGCUUUAAUCCGAACGACAUUGUAACACUGAGGUUGGUCGAGCAGAUGCAGCCUCAGCCUUUCCGGACAUUCAGAACGGAGUUCCACAUGAGCAGUGCGAGCGAGCAUACUUCAACGUACACGACCACAACGCACUACAGCAAACAAUUCGUUCAAACAACGAAAUCGUCAUCAUCGUCGAGAUCGGAAAAUGGCACCACCAUCAAAAUAUCCGAGAACAAACAAGAUCAAUCGACCGACGAGACGGAUAAAAUCGCGAACGGUCGACCGCCCGAUAAACACACCACCCUGACGCAAAUCAUUCAAGAAGGGCCCCAAAAUUGGGGUACUUCCAUGCAAUUUACCGAAAUCAAGUCGCUGAAACGGGUACAUAAAGUGCACGAAGGUAUCGGCACGGAAAAUAUCACCGACAUAGCCGGUAUUAUCAAUCCAUACACUGGCGAGCAGAUGACGGUGAGAGAUGCGAUUUUGGAGCGAAUUCUGGACGUGCGAACUGGCACGAUAAUCGCCUCGCCUGAUGGCACACAAAUAAGCAUUGAAGAAGCGAAAACGCGAGGCCUCAUCGAACCGAAGGUGGCCGAUAAGCUUCAAAGUCCGUGCGGUAUCAAAGAAGAUGGGCACGAGCUGACCCUACUUGAGGCAAUCCAGAAAGACAUUUUCGAAGCAGAACAAGGCCUGAUCGACCCAUCAGAAAAGCGGCUGAAGGUAUCACAUUCCAUGACAAUUAAUCAAGCCAUUGAUGAUGGAAAAGUCGAUGUAACGUCUGGCACGUAUCGAUUGGAAUCUGGCGGAACAAUCGAUAUUAAAGAGGCGUACAAACGAGGCUACCUCCUACAGCAUACGGAAGUCAAGCUACAAACCGAGGCUUUGGCAUUAACUGACGUGAUAACCCAGGGGUUGAUUGAUGAAGUUACCGGGUGGAUUAUCGACAGAAAUACCGGGAACAAGUAUCAAAUCGAUGCGGCAACCAAAUGCAACAUCGUCGAAGGGGAUUUGAGGGAAAUCGUUGAACAGAAGUCGGACUCGAAAAUUACCGUUCUCCAAGCUUUAGAUAGGGGUAUUAUUAAUCCGAAGUUAGGCAAAUUCGUCUUGGGCCACGAGAAAGUUUCUCUGCUCGAGGCCAAGCGGCGGCAGCUGAUCGUUAAACCGAAAACUCUAAAAGAAGUCGUCGACGAUAAUCUAAUGGAUGAGGAAGGUAAGAUUUUGUCCCCGCUGCACCAGUCGAGAUUGACUCUUCUGGAGGCGGCGAAUAGGGGCGUUUUGGACAUUGAUCAAGUUAAAUGCAUCGUCGAUUUUCGCACUAACGACCUUAUUACCCUCAACGACGCAUUACGUGAGGGAAUCAUUUUACCGGAGGGCAAAUUCCGAAAUUCCGUAACGGGCGAAACUUUGACAAUCCAAGAAGCGGUAAGUAGGGGCUACAUAAUAUCCGUAGUUAAAAAAUCCAUUUUCGACGUCGACGGCUUCCAGCCCCCCGAUAAAUCCGACCAUAUAAGCUUCAAUGCAGCGAUCGCUAAGGGCUUUAUUAGUAAGAAACACGACGGUAGCUUAUUAGUGAAUAAGAAGAGCGGCAAGCUGAUCACCUUCACCGAAGGUAUUCAGUCCGGUCAAGUGAAACCCGAGGUACAUGAAAUGUUAACGCGCGGUGUAGGUAUUUACGAGAAUCGCAAAGAACUCAACGUUUUAGAGGCGGUUUUCAAGGGGCACAUUGACCCGAAAAACGGCAACUUAAUAGACAUUAAAACCAACAAAGUGAUUUAUCUUAAGGAAGCCAUCGCUCAACAUCUGAUUACCCCCGAAGGGGCAGCCACUUUGAACAGCCUUUUGAACUUAAACGUGUCCACGCGCAUUACUCGCACUUUAGUGCAACGCUAUGUUACUGUAACCAGCAAAGACGUGAAGCAGGAAAUCAUCACCUAUACCGAAGCUUUACGAUUAGGUUUAAUUAAUAACGAAAUGCAAACCUUCACCGAUCCAAUCACGCAUCAAGUCAUUCCAAUCGUCCAAGCGAUCAGUGAGGGCCGUCUGGCUCCUGAUGUGGACAGUUCCGAAAAAGUGAUCGCUCCUAAGAGCUCGGCUGUGAUUACGAUAGUAAGUAGAAAAGAAGUCCCCAUUCAUCGCGAGUCGAUGCAAAUCGACCAACAAACGGUUUAUUCGGAGAAAAAGUCUUCAGAGAACAUUCACCGAGAGUCGAUGCAAGUCGACCAACAAUCCCUCUAUUCCGAGAAAAAGUCCUCGGAGAAGCAAGUCUACGAACUGCCCAGCGAAGGCUGGCUGCUUUCAGAUGCCAUCAACCAGAAGCUCUUCGACCCAGUCACCGGCCUCUUUAUUAUCCCCGGAACUGAUCGACUAGCCAGCUUCGAGGAAUGCGUCAACUUAAAGCUAAUUUGCUCGAAUUCCGCCACUGUUCUCGACCCAAUCAGCAAGAGGAAAAUGAGCAUAACCAAAGCGCUGGAUAAAAAGAUCCUGGACAGCACUGGCCAUUACAGAAUCGGCAACGAGAAGCUGACAAUAGAAGAGGCAAUUAACCGCGGCUUUAUUAUCCUCGAAGACUCCACACAAAUGGCUGAAUCUCAACGAUUGCUGCAAAUCACCAAAUCCGAAGGCCAGCCGCCUAAAGUGGAAGUAUCCGCAGUGUUGGACAAAAACCCGCCAGUUUACACGGAGGUGAAAAUUGCCCAAACCGGAACAGCUGAGCCGGUAGAGUUGCAACCGGGCAUCAUCUACGAUCCCUCCAUCAACGCAGUUGUUUACCCGGACAAGAACCAGGCCGUUGAUCUAAUCACCGCCGUGCUCGAGAACAAAGUUUCCUCCGAUUUGGUUAAAGUCACCGACCCAUUCACAGGCAAACCAAUGGAAAUCAAAGAAGCCAUCAGGCGCAACAUCGUCGACCCGGAAAAGGAACAAUACAGAGACAAAGUGGGGCAGAAAAUGUCCCUAAAAGACGCGGCUCGAUUCGGAAUUAUCACCGUAGUCGGCGCCCCAAUAGCAGCAGUCACUUCCGUGGUAAAAACCAUCAAGACCUUAUAUGUAGUCAACCCAAAAACCGGGGAAAAAAUACCCGCCGAAGUCGCUCUGCAAGAGGGUCUGAUCGACUUGGCAACUUACGAAAAAAUGCAGUCUGAACUGGUGGAAAACUCUCAGCCCAUAACCACCACAACCACCGUGACCAGAACCAGUUUGAAAGUAACCGAUGCGAAAACUGGAAAAACCUACACCAGCCAUGAGGCUCUAGAGCAAGGCCUGAUCACUCCACAACAGAUGGAGGAGUUGGAGCAGCAAAACAAGGAAAAAGUGAAACUUCUGGACACAGCCACCAUCAGUCUGAGUGACGAAAGCGGGCCUUCGGAGGCCGACAAGACUCGAGCGCGAAUUACCACUGAGCCCACUUACAGAGUGAAAAUCGGCAGAGCGCAAUCUUUGAGCCCAGACCGAGAGGCCAAGAAGGUCGUGCUACAAAAGCUGCGAAGGAAAAUCGUCCGGCCAGAAGACGCAGCCAAAACCGGCUUGCUCGAAUCCGAAGCCGUUUCCCUACUGGCAGAUAAAGCCAACUUUAUAACCGAAGAGGGCGAAACCCUAACACUACAGGAGGCUUUGGAAGCAAACAAAGUCGACGGAAACCAGGGAAUCAUCAUCGACCCUCAGAGAGGCGACCAAUUGACCAUUAGUCAAGCAAUCGAACGCGGCAUUCUAGACCCCGAUGGUUCCAGUGAGAUUCUAGUGCCUUUAAAUCGCAGCCUAUCCAUUCCAGAAGUGAUCAAACAGGGCCUACUGGAUCCUGCGACUCAGAAAGUUGUGCAUCCGGAAACGGGGGCUCAUUUAAGCAUCAGCGAAGCAAUAAUCUGUGAUAUUAUCGACCCACUCAGCACGCUAGUGGAAAAAACUGGUGAUAAAGUUACGCUAAGUGAGGCGCUGGAAAGUGGCGUCGUUGAUGAUGAAACAUCGGUAGUGGAAACCAAGAGCGGAGCUAAAAAUCUGGAAGACGCCGUUAAAGACAAGGUGUUUGACGAGGCAACGCCCAAAGGGCCGUUACAGUUGCCGCCUGCCGGGAUGACUUUGUCCGUGGCCAUCAAGAGAGGGCUGGUUGACUCCGAUACCAAACACAUUAUAAACCCGGUUACGAAAGAGUCCAUCUCCAUUAGUGAGGCCAUCAAGGACAACUUUAUAAUGUCCUUGCCAUUCCCUCCAGCGCCAGAAGGAGUCAAGCUGGACGAAGCAUUGGAGUCCCAGCUAAUCGACACAGACGCUGGCACCUUCAAGGACCCAAAAUCCGGUGAAACCUACCCAGUGUCGGAAGCAGUGGAAAAGGGCAUGUUAAUAAUCAAGGAACCCACAAGCGCAGUAUACUUCAGCGCCAAACCCCCAGUGACUACAGUGACCGAAACUGUCAACACGAUUCACACUGUGACGACGAAGACCAUCGAAAUAUUAUCGGGUUAUGCAUUGCUGAACAACCAGGAGGUGCAAAACGUCACAACCGGUCAGAUUCUUUCAAUCGAAGAAGCCAAGAAGCAAGGAAUUAUCAAGGACGUGAAAGAAACGAAGAAUAAAACCAUCAUCAAAGACAUCCACAUGUCAUUCUCGGAUGCUUUGCAUAAAGGACUGGUUGAUAUGAAGGCCGGAACGUACACAGAUCCAAAUUCCGGAGAGUCCAUUCCGAUUCAGCAGGCGCUGCAAGAGGGAAAAAUAUCCGCCACUCCCCAAAUAACCGAGGAAUCGCGCGAAUCUUCAGUCAGCACCUCCAAGUCCACUGAGCUCAACAUUUCAGAGGCGUUUGAAACCAUCUACGAUUCAAAGUCCGAAAAGUUCCUCGAUCUGACCGAGAACAAAGAAGUGACGUUCAAAGAGGCCUUGGACAGGGACAUAAUCGACCCGAACUCGAUAAUUUACGACGUGGCUGCACAGAAAACCAUUUCAAUUGCUGCGGCUGUCGAUAAGGGGCUCAUCGAUAGCGAGACCGGCAGGAUUAAGGACGAAAAAUCUGGAAAAAGCAUCGACUUUAAGGAGGCAACCAAGAAAGGGCUGAUUGCAGUGCUCGGAGGGUUGGCGUUGCCGGUCAUAGCGCCAGUUGCUGCGGGAGUUGCAGCUGUAAAUGCCGUUAAAGACUAUGCAGAGAAAAAGAAGCUGGAAAAGGAAAAAGAAGUGAAAAAGGUGCAAGAGGAACGCAAGGCAAUGACUAUUCAAACAGUGGACAGUGCGCAAGCGAAAACCUCCACGGUGCAUGUUAUUAAGAAGGAAGAGUCCAUUAUUUCUAGCCCGGACAUUGUCAAAAUCCUCCCUGUUGGGGACGCCAUCUCUCAGAACCUAAUCAACCCGAAAACCUGCCGAAUAAUCUACGGCAACUCUGAGCUGCCCUACACUGUGCAAGAUGGCUUGUCGCAGAACAAAAUCGGUCCUCUGGAUGAAAUCCAAAUAGUGUCCAACAACAGAGUCAUUCUAGUGGACGUGCACAAAUCUGCAGUCAUUUCCAUUUCCAAAAACAUGACGGCGCAGAAAUUGGCCGAACUGGGGUAUUACGAUUUGCGGCGAAGGCUCUUCAUUGAUCCCCAAACAGGAGCCCACAUCACCUUUGAAGACCUCGUUUACGAACUAGGAGUUAUCGAUCCAGACACCGUCCUGGUAAAGGACCUGACCAAGAAACCGGCCGCUUAUGUGACUUUGCAUGAAGCCUUGCAAAGACCCUUGUUGGAUCGCCAGACUGGAUACAUGGUGGAUCCGAAAACCGGCAAAAGAGUGCCGUUCUUUGAAGCGGUCAAGCUGCGAUGGAUCAUCCAUGUGGACGACAAGCCCAAGGAGAAAUUCAAGCCGAUAACGCUCCAGGAAAUUGUAAAAACUGAGAAAUUCGAUCAUGAAAAAGUGGAAGUGGCCACUGCAACUGAAACACUGCCACUAAUCAAGGCUUUGAACGCGAAUAUCGUCGAUCCGAAGUCGGUAACUAUUCGAGACCCGAAGAACAUGCAACUGGUGCCCUUCUACGAAGCAGUGGAUAAACAGAUCGUCGAUCCUCAACGUGGUCUGGUGGUGAAUACGGCAACGCAAGAAAUUAUUCCGUUUUCCGAAGCUUUCCUCUCUGGUCUGGUGCUGGCCAUUCCCAGGCCUAUUUCCCUACAAGCGGUCAUCCAUAAGGGCAUGUACGACAGCGAAUCGUUCAAAAUGAGAGAUCCGUUGACCAAUCAGUUGCUGUCCGUGCAAGAGGCCAUUGAACGGCAGAUAGUCGAUGCGAAAAUCAGCGAAAUCAAAGACACCAAAGAAGACGUUUUUAUCAUUCUGGAUGACGCGAUUGCGAAUAAAGUCAUUGAUGCUGAGACUGGUCGGAUGAUGGACACCAAUGCUGGAGCAUUGGUGCCAUUUGAUAAAGCUCUGGAAUUGCAGCUGAUUAGAACCAAACCAGUGGUGUUCAAUUUGCUGCAAGUGAUUUUGGCCAAUUAUUACUCGCCCCAAUCGGGGCUGAUUAUGAACCCGAUCACUGGAGAUGAAAUCACGCUCGCCAAAGCGAUAGAAUACAAACUAGUCGAUCCAGUUACAACGAGAAUUAAGGACGACAGACGAGGGCGCAUUGUGGAGAUACACGAAGCAGUGGAAAGCAGCCUUAUCGAUGCCGAAAAGGGGCUUUUAACCAACCCGCCGCUGACUUUGGACCAGGCCUAUUUGAAGGGCUACAUAUUAAGCACAGUCUUGCCCUGGUCGCUUCAGGAGACUUUGGCUCAGAACGUCUAUGACUCUACGUCAGGCCAAAUAGUAUUCAACGACUCCAACGUAACAAUCAGCCAGGCCAUUGAGGGCGGCAUAGUGAAUCCCAACGUUUUAACUGUGAAGGACCCGAAAUCUGGCGAAAUCAUCACACUGAAUGAAGCAAUCCAAUUGAAGCUGAUCGAUCCAGUCAAAGGGCAGGCCUACGAUCCGAUUUCCAACUCGGAAAUGAAUUUGGUGGAAGCGCAAGAGCGGGGCUUGAUUGUGCCUUACAAGACGCAGAUAACUCUACCUGAAGCUGUUUUCAAGGGCUUUUACGACCCGACGACUGGCAAGUUCAUUAAUCCCAAGAACAAAGAACGGCUGAAGGCUUCCAGUGCGAUUAACCGAGGCUAUGUGGAUACUUCCGGCACUUUGGUAACUAUUGAUGAAGAGAUUGUGACUUUUGACCAGGCCGUGACCGAGGGUGUGAUUGAUACCAACGAAGGAUUCAUCCUCAGCUACAAUGAACAUGUGGACUUUAAUGAAGCGUUUGAGCGGGGGCUUCUGGUGGAGAUUCGCCCUCCUAUUCCACUUAGUGAGGCCAUAGCCAAGGGCAUCUACGACGAGGAGACGCAACUGUUUUUGGACCCGCAAACCGGUCAAUAUCUAACUCUGAUAGAAGCCAUUGAAAUAAGCCUGAUUGAUGCCGAAUCUGUGAGCGUCAAGGAUACGCGAGUGGGAAUCUGGAGGAAAAUUUCCCUCAUUGACGCUAUCCACAACAACUACGUGGACGGCAAUACUGGAAAGGUGCGGGAUUUCGCCAAAGGCGAAAACUUCGAGGUGUCCUUGCAAAAGGCCUUCGAUAUGGGGAUUUUGGUGGACAACAAAGCAGCCAUUUCGCUUCAGCGCGCAAUUCAUCAAGGCCUCUACGACGAAACUACUGGAAAGAUUUUGGACCCGUCAACGGACCGGAAGGUCACUUUGCAUGAAGCGAUCAGGAACUUCAAUGUUAACCCCCUGCUGCCAUGCUAUCUGGAUAGAAGGGAAGGUAGGUUGUACAACCUGACGGAAACCUGCCGGUUGGGGAUAAUUGAUAAGCGCAGUGGAACGUUCAAGGAGCCGUUCACCGAGAAAACCAUCAAACUUACCGAAGCGCUGAACGCAGGGCUGAUUGUUGAUAUCGAGUCAGCCAACUUCGGCCUGGCCGAGGCACUGGAAUUGGGGCUCUACAUCCCAGAAGAAGGAGUGUUUGUGCACCCGGCCAGCGGCCGGAAAUUCAACCUGAGCGAAUCUAUUGAAAACGAGCUGAUUAACCCGGUCACGUCUCUGGUUAAGAACAGCAAACUCAACAAAUACGUCCAGUUGCCCGUGGCAAUUGAAACUAGAUUAAUCGAUGACCAAUUGAGCACCUACGUGUUUCCUCAUGGAAAAACUAUCGAUCUGAUCGAGGCUAGAAACAAGGGCUUGAUAGUGACGGCGCGCACUCCUUUGACUCUCGAGGAAACCCUCCGAAACUCCCUUUACCGGCCGGAUUCCGGAAAGUUUGCUGAUCCAGUUAACAACGAGUUCUACGACUUGAAGCAAGCCCUGGAGAACAAAUUCAUCGACUCUCAAACCACCGCCCUUAAGGAUGCGACUAACAACACCACAAAGUCGCUACUUUUGGCCAUAGAGGAAGGAAAAAUCGACAUAGAAAAGGGCCGAGUACUCGACUCAAAAUCCAAAAAGACUUUCAACUUUGACGAAGCCUUCAAGAGAGGGCUGCUGAUAACGCUCACCAAGCCGUUGGAAGAAGAAGCUGUGCAAAAAGUGGUAAGUGAUAGUGCAGUGUCUCCGAGACAAUUGCGCGAAUGUGCCUUAGAUGAAGCUAUUAAGUUUGAUAUGUUAAAUCCGGAUGAAGCUGUGAUUAAAGACUUACAAACGGGUAAAUUUAAGACUGUUGCGGAAGCUGUGAAAGACGGUCAAUUAGAUUUAGCGAAAACGGUAAUUUUCGAUGUCCAAGCGGGUAAAGUUAAGUCCCUGGUGGUCACCUACGAUCAACUGCUGGUGAUAUACCUGAAAGAGCCCAUUGGGUUUAGGCAGGCCGUUGAUAGCGGUCUUUUGAGUAUUACUAGUGGUAAAUUCACGGUUCCCAACACCAGCGAGGAACUCUCCCUUAAAGAUUCAAUCGCCCUUGGGUUCGUUGAUCCGGAUAGCGUUCUACUCAAAGAUUCCAAUAAGAAAAAGCUAAUUAAACUUCCCGAAGGCUUUAGGAAAGGUCUGAUUGACGCCGAUAAGGGCAAUGUGCUGGAUAGCGCCACAUCCAAACUGUAUUCACUGUCUGCAGCCUUAGAAUCUGGCCUGUUGAUAACGCCCAACAUGGGUUUCACUUUAAUUGAAACCAUCGUAUACGGAAUUUAUAAUCCGACCACCGGUUGCUUUACCGAUCCGUUUGUCACCACCAGUAUUAUAGACCGAAAGAAAUUGACCCUAGUGGAGGCUAUAGAUGAAAAUCUGGUGGAUCCGAGCACAACAGUGGUUAAAGACCUGGAUGGCGGAACCAUUGAGCCACUUUGGCAAGCAAUCGAAAGCAAAGUGGUGGAUGCUGUUGCGGGUAGGAUACACGACACAGUCGAAAAGAAAGAAUACGAUUUUGUUAAAGCUCUGGAGAAGGGCCUGAUCCUUCCAGCCGAACAACGGCAAGCCGUCCAAGAAAAGUACAAGCUAUGCGACGAAACGUUGUCGAAACUGCUACAUUGGAUCGGUGAGGUCGAGGACCGAAUCGCCUCUCAAGACGUGAUUCAUGAAGUGGAGGAAGAGCUGCGCAACCAAAUCAACAGCAUCAAGCAAAUCAAAGACGAUCUGGAGCAGCACUCCGGGCAAGUCUCGCAUUGCGGCGAUCAAGUGAGGCAACUGGUGUUAACUGCUGGGGACAUUUUGUCCAAGAGCGAAGUGUCGGCGCUGGAAAAGAGCUCGCGCAACCUGAAGACGCGCUUUGAUAAGGCGGUGGAUAAGACCGACAAGUUGCUGAGACGCCAGCUGGCGGCACGAGAUGAGCUGGCCAAGUUGAAGAGCGAACUGAAUCUGUUCUCCACUUGGCUGGGAAAAGCGCGAAGAAUCCUCGAGGAUAAGGAAAGAGCGCUCAGCGACUUGCAAAGAUUGGACUCAAGCGCCGACAGCACCAGGGACUUUGUCAGCGAUGUUAUUGCUCAUCAAGCCGACUUGCGGUUCAUCACCAUGUCUGCCCAAAAGUUCGUCGACGAAGGAAAGGAAUACCUCAACAUUCUCAACGACUUCAGAACGUCGCUUCCAUCGCGUCUCCCCCACAUUGAGCCGCUAUCCUCCCAAGACUCUCCAGUCCGCAGUGAGGUGUCUUUAGUCACUCAACAAUACCGAGAUCUCCUCCAUCGGGCCAACAACUUGGCCGACAGACUUUCAGGCGUAGGAGGAAAACAACGCGAAUAUUCCGAUGCGCUGGACAAAGCCAGAACUUGGCUUAAAGACGCCGAGCCCAGAGCCAAUAAGUUGCUCAACGAACCAAUUGGAGGCGAUCCGAAAACAGUGGAAGAUCAGCUGCACAAAGCCAAAGCUUUGAACAAUGAGUUCGUAGCUAAUGGAAAACUCAUUGAUAAUGCUAAACAGGCAACCAGCGCUUUGGUGAGAUCCCUGGAAGGGCAAAUUUCGCCCUCAGAAAUCCACCGAUUGGAAGAGCCGGUGGAAUCCCUGGAAGGCAAAUACAACAGCCUCAGUGGGGCGAUCGCCAAUCGAUGCCAAGAACUCGACACCGCUCUAGUCCAGUCCCAAGGAGUGCAAGAUGCAUUGGAUGGCAUCAUUGACUGGCUGAACCAGGCAGAGAACCAGUUUAAGAACAUGCAAAGACCCGCAUCCCUAAUCCAAGAACGAUUGGAGGAACAGCUGAGAGAACACCGAGGGUUCCAGUCGGAUAUCGACACUCACAUUUCCUCCAUUGACUCCGUGUAUUUGUCGGCAAAUGAGCUGAUUGUGUCCACCAGCAACGCUCGAGUGGCCAAGCAGAUCGAAGGUAAAUUGACCGAUGUGAAGACUCGUUUCGAGAAGCUGUUUGAUCGGGUGCAGAAUCGCGGCGUUUUCCUGGGCGAAGUUAACAGGGAUUUAGUGGCCUUUAACAACCAGGCACUUAAGUUUGAGAAAUGGUACAGCGAAAUCAUGGAAAUCAUCGAGUCCCGCGACUUGGCUAAAGCCCCAGCUGAACAAUACGCAUUGCAGAUGAAGGAAAUUGCCAGAAAUCGGGACGAUAACAGAGCUCUAUUUGAAGAGGUCGUGCAAAUCGGCAAGGAAUUGCUUAACAAGCGGGAUGUUACCGAUACAACAGGCGUCCGUGAUCGUGUUAAGAACAUGGAAAGCCAAUGGCGAGACCUGGAAAAUCUCAUGGAGGAAAAGACAAAAUUGUCCAAGUUGCGCGCCGAACAGCACAGCGCGUACGAGACCUUAAAAGAACAGGUCCUAGACUGGCUGAGCAGAAUGGAAACCAAAGUCACUCGCUUGGACCUUGUGGCCAUUCAUCUGGAGACUCUCAGAAAGCAACACGAUGAGCUUAAGCCGAUAUCCUCAGAGUACAAAGGCUACUCUUCAACUAUCGACAAAGUCAAUGACAUCGGCAAUGCCUACGACAGCCUGAUUAGGGGAGACAGGCCCGAAUCGCCUUCGAGACGUAAGGGAUACAGCCCGACAAAGCGCCUAUCAGGAAGAGCGUCGCAAGACGCUCGAUCUCCAUCGCCAACUAAGGGCUUGAGUCCCCUUUCUCCCGGCGGAUCAAGCGGCUUCUCUUCGCGAAGAUCCAGCCAGGAUGGCUUCCACUUGGAGGAGCUGUCCCCCGUUCAGCAACAGCUAUCGGAAAUCAACAAUCGCUACUCGCUCUUGGGUGUCAAAAUUAAUGAUCGACAAUCCGAAAUCGACCAACUGCGAGAGGAGCUGAAGAAGCAACUGGACAACUUGAAGACCCUCAGCGCCUUCCUGGAGAAAACCCAGCGACAGCUGCCUAAGGACGUUGUUCCCAACACCAAAGACGAAGCAGAUAAGCUGAACAAGCAAAUCAAGCAUGUUCUGGAAGAAAUGUACGAGAAGCAAAGUCUUUUGGACACCACCAACAGUCAAGUCAGGGACCUCUUGAAGAGAAAGGCUGGCGCAAUGGGCGCAGAUAAUCUCAACGAUGAACUAGAAGAAGUUCUCUCUCACUGGAAGAGUCUUAGCGACCAUCUGAAGAAUCGUAUCAAGUUCAUGGAAGACAUGAAAGAGUUCCACGACACGCACGAUUCGCUCGCAACCUGGCUGGGAGCUAAAGAGCGCAUGUUAACCGUGCUCGGCCCCAUUUCAAGCGACUCCAGAAUGGUGCAGUCUCAAGUUCAACAAGUGCAAGUCCUACGCGAAGAAUUCCGCUCGCAACAGCCCCAACUUCAGCAUUUGGUCGAUGUCGGCGACGACGUUCUCUCAUAUCUAGAGCCCAGGUCGCCCGAUCACCAAAAAAUCAACACAAAAUUAACGGCAAUCCAACAACGAUGGGCCGACAUUCUCGGAAAACUUGAAGAACGUGCCGAAUCGCUUGGGGCAGCUGCCGACACCAGCAGAGAGUUCGAUGCUCAAUUGACCAGACUGCGGGAUGCUUUGCAAGGCAUCUCCGAUAACCUAGACGAAGUGGCCUUUGAAAAGAACCCAGAAGACCAACUCAGGAAAGUGGAGCAUCUGGAGCGGCAACUAGAAGGCCAGAGACCAUUACUGGCCGAUUUAGAAGCUAACGGUGCACAACUCUGUGAAGUUUUAAGCGAUCCGGCGUCAAGAGCCGACAUCCAAAGCAAGCUGGCCUCAGUCGGCCGCCAAUACAACGCGCUUCAAAAGAAACUUGACCUCAAAAAGGCGGAAAUCGAGGGCUCUUUGAGGGACGGACGCCAAUUCGAGGCCUCUUGUGCCAAGACUCUUGGCUGGCUAUCUGAUGAACUGGGCUCUUUGAGUGAGCGCCUGCUCAUUUCGGCUGACCGGGAUGUGCUUGAGCAACAACUUGCCCAUCAUGAGCCCAUUUACCGUGAUGUGCUUGCACGGGAGCAUGAAGUUAUCAUGCUACUCAACAAAGGCCGAGAAAUGGUAUCCAGAUCCACUAAAACUGACACCAGAGGCGUACAACGAGACCUGGAUAAGAUCCAGCAAUCGUGGGAAAAACUUCGCAAGGAAGCCCUUGACCGGCAGACUCGCCUGAAAACCUGCCAAGAGCACUGCCGCAAAUACUACAGCGUCCUGGAAUCAUUCCUGCCAUGGCUCAGACAAGCCGAAGACAAAAUCGACUCCCUUCGCCUACAGUCCUUCGAGAAAAAACACAUUGAGAAACAGCUGAAGGAACUGCAAGCCUUUAGGAACGAGGUGUGGAAGAAGUCGGGCGAAUAUGAAAACACCCGCUCCUUAGGGGACACCUUCCUGUCGUCCUGCGACAUCGACAAGGACAUAGUGAAGAACGAACUGCUCGAGCUGAAGGAAAGAUGGGAGAAACUCAACAAUGACCUCAUCCUGCGCACGCAAGCCCUCGAAGACCAAUCGAGACGUUUGGGCGAUUUCAACGAGAACCUACGCGAUCUUAAACACGGCUUGGACAGAUGCGAGGACAAACUGGCCUCCCACGAUGCUCUGGGUGGGGCCUCUAGAGACCCCAAGUUACUAGACAGGAUCAAGGCAUUGCGAGAGGAAACUGCCAACUUGAAAAAACCGCUGCAAAGCCUUCGCAAUCAAGCGGCCGAUCUCUGCCACGAAGCCACCGAAAAUGGCAUCGAUGCCAAUCAUCUGAAGGACGAAGUAGAAAGUAUUGGCGAUCGCAUUGAUGACCUGCAAAGUAAACUCAAUGACCGCUGCUCGGACCUGCAAUCGGCUGCCACUGCUGUUACGCAAUUCAACGAGAAAGUCAAAGGUUUGUCGCACGAUUUGUCCGGUCUGGAAGCCGAGCUGGACAACAUGAAACCACCAGCGCGCGACGUAAAAGCUGUCCGCGGCCAAAUUGAUGAUGUGGUCAAGUUUAUCGGCAAAGUGGGCAAAGCGUCCAAUGAUGUUGAGGAUGCCAUUCUAGCCGGCGAACGGCUGGUUGAUAGUGGCUUUGCUCCCGACACUGCACAAACUCGCCAGCAAGUGGACGCCCUCAAGAGACAACUGGGCAAAUUGGACGACCGCGCCCAUAACAGGGAAAAGGAACUCGAAGGCGCUCUGAAGAAGCUCGAAGAUUUCUACAUCGGGCAUGCAGGGGUCUUGGACGGAAUUAAGGAUGCAUUCGAUCAAUUGCGCAAGCUAAAACCAAUCGGCUCAGACGUGGAGGGUAUCAGAUCGCAACAGAAGGACUUUAAAAAGUUCCGCGCCGCCACUGUUGAUCCUUUGAACAAGAACGUGGAAACCUGUAACAGAGUCGGUCAGGGACUGGUCCAAUCGGCCGCUUCCGGUGUGAACACGCAAACUUUGGAGAAAGACCUGGAGAAAAUGAACGACCAAUGGAACACUCUGAAAGAGAAAAUAAACGAUCGCGAGCGCAAGCUCGACAUUGCCUUGCUGCAGUCUGGAAAGUUCCAAGAAGCUUUGGACGGAUUGGCCAAAUGGCUGGCCGACACCGAAGAGCUGGUGGCCAAUCAAAAACCACCUUCUGCAGACUACAAAGUUGUGAAGGCCCAACUGCAAGAGCAAAAGUUCCUGAAGAAAAUGCUACUAGACCGGCAAAACUCCAUGUCGUCGCUGUUUAGCAUGGGCAACGAGAUUGCCAAGGAGGCAGACCCAUCUGAGCGAAAGGCCAUUGAGAAGCAACUCAAGGAUCUGAUUGGACGCUUCGAUGCCCUCACUGAAGGAGCACAACAGCGCACGCUUGAUCUGGAACACGCCAUGAAAGUGGCCAAGGAGUUCCAGGAUAAGCUGCUGCCUUUGCAAGACUGGCUGGAGCGCAGCGAGAAGAAGGUGAAGGACAUGUCACUGAUACCAACCGAUGAGGAGAAGAUCCAGCAAAGAAUCAGGGAACAUGACGCGCUACACAAUGACAUUCUAAGCAAAAAACCCGACUUUAGAGAACUGGCCGAUGUCGCAUCCAACUUGAUGUCGCUUGUGGGCGAAGACGAGGCGGCUGGACUAGCAGAUAAGCUGGCCGAAGUUACUGAUAGAUAUGGCAAUCUGGUGGAAGACAGCGAAAAGAUCGGCGAUCUUCUCACAGCUUCAAGACAAGGCUUAAGACAUCUGGUGCUCACCUACCAGGACUUGGCCGCCUGGAUGGACUCCAUGGAACAACGCCUGGCACGCUAUAAAGUGCUGGCUGUUCAUACAGACCGACUGCUUGAACAAAUGGACGAUCUUACAGCCCUCACGGAAGACAUCGCAGGCCGCCAAGCUGAUGUGGAUGGAACCGUUGAUGCAGGCGUCGAACUUAUGGGACAUAUUUCAUCCGAUGAAGCCCUACAGUUGAAGGACAAACUCGACUCUCUUCAACGUCGCUAUAACGACUUGACAUCCCGAGGGGCCGACUUGCUGAAACUUGCACAAAACCUACUGCCGUUGGUGCAGAAGUUCCACAACAACCACAACCGAUUGGUCGAAUGGAUGCAAGGAGCCGAAUCCGUGCUGCAAUCAGCUGAACCUAAUGAGGGCGAUAUUGCGCGUCUUGAGGUCGAUCUACAAGAACUACGACCGGUUUUAGAAACAAUCAACGUGCUGGGACCUCAACUGUGCCAAGCCAGUCCCGGAGAAGGCGCUGCGACAAUUGAAGGCUUGGUGUCCAGAGACAAUCGAAGAUUUGAUGCCAUCGCUGAACAAAUUCAGAGACGAGCUGAGAGGAUCCACUUGGGCAAGCAGAGAGCUUUGGAGGUUACAGGCGACAUCGAUGAGCUGUUGGAGUGGUUCCGAGAGGUAGAAAGUCAGAUAAGAGAUGCGGAGAAGCCGUCAGCGGAACCUGAUGUGAUCAGAGUGCAACUCAAAGAACACAAAGCUCUGAAUGAUGAUAUUUCCAGUCAAAAAGGUCGGGUGCGCGACGUUUUGUCCACAGCCAAGAAAGUCCUGCGGGAAAGUCCCCCAAGUGAAGACACCAGCCUUAUCAGGGAGAAAAUGGAGGAUCUGCGAGAAGCAAUGGACACCGUAUCUGCUCUUAGUUCGGAUCGAUUGGGCAUUUUAGAACAAGCCCUGCCUCUGGCCGAACAUUUCCACGACACACACAUUGGCCUGGUCAAUUGGCUCGGCGAUAUGGAGGAACAAGUUUCCAUGCUUUCCAUGCCCGCCCUACGUCCAGAUGCUAUUGCCCAACAACAGGAUCGAAACGAGUUAUUCCUGCAGUCCAUCAACGAACAUAAGCCACUCGUUGACAAACUGAACAAGACUGGAGAAGCUCUCAUUCGACUUUGUAAUGAUGAUGACGGUUCGAAAGUACAAGAAUUGCUGGAUAAUGAUAAUGCCAGAUACGCAGCCUUGAAGCUGGAGCUUCGCGAGCGCCAGCAAGCCCUUGAGCAAGCCUUGCAAGAAAGUUCCUUGUUCUCCGACAAACUCGAAGGAAUGUUAAGAGCGCUGACCAACACAGCCGAUCAAGUGAACAAUCAAGAACCGAUUUCCGCUCAUGUGCCCAAAAUUCGCGAUCAAAUCGAAGACAAUGAUGCAAUUGUUAGUGAUUUGGACAAGCGAAAGGAGGCGUACGCUGCAGUGCAACGUGCUGCGGACGAUGUCAUCAACAAGGCAGGAAACAGAGCUGAUUCGGCCGUUAAAGACAUUAAACGCAAAUUAGACAAGCUGAAGAACCUGUGGGACGAUGUGCAGAAAGCCACCAAAGACCGGGGCCACUCCCUGGAUAAUGCUUUGGAUGCCGCGCAGAAGUUCUGGAAAGAGUUGCACGCAAUUAUGGCUACUUUGAAGGACUUGGAAGAUUCACUGGUCAGCCAAGAGCCACCGGCAGUCGAACCCAAAGCCAUACAAGAACAGCAAGUUGCGCUGCAAGAAAUCAGGCAAGAAAUCGAUCAGACCAAGCCUGAAGUGGAUCAAGUUCGGUCUUCUGGGCAGAAGUUGAUGAAACUGUGCGGCGAACCAGACAAGCCGGAAGUUAAGAAGCACAUUGAAGAUCUUGAUAAUGCAUGGGACAAUAUUACUGCCCUGUAUGCCAAGAGGGAAGAAAAUCUCAUCGAUGCCAUGGAGAAAGCGAUGGAAUUCCAUGAGACUCUUCAGGAUCUUUUGGCAUUCCUGGACAAGGCCGAGAGGAAGUUUGAGAAAAUGGGCCCAUUGGGCGCAGAUAUCGAUGCAGUCAAAAAGCAAAUCGAACAGCUGAAGAACUUCAAAGCGGAAGUGGAUCCUCAUAUGGUGAAAGUUGAGGCCCUCAACAGGAGUCUUAUAAGACAAGCCCAGGAGCUGACUGAGCGCACUUCAGCAGACCAAGCAGCCGCAAUCAAAGAGCCGCUGUCUGCAGUCAAUAAGCGAUGGGAUGAUCUGCUCAGAGGAAUGGUGGACAGGCAACGACAGUUGGAAAAUGCGCUGCUGCGUUUGGGACAGUUCCAGCAUGCUCUCAACGAGCUGCUGAUCUGGAUCUCCAAAACAGACAAGACUCUGGACGAGCUCAAACCAGUGGCAGGAGAUGCACAGGUUUUAGAAAUCGAGCUGGCUAAACUGAAGGUGCUGAUCAACGAUAUUCAAGCCCAUCAAACCAGCGUGGACACGUUGAAUGACGCCGGAAGGCAAAUCAUUGAAAGUGGCGAAGAUCGUUAUGAAGCUUCAACAACCCAAGAGAAACUUAAUACUUUGAACACCCAAUGGCGUGCGCUGGUUCAAAAAGCUGCAGACCGUCAACGCGAGUUGGAAGACGCUCUUACCGACGCCCACAGAUUCAACGCGGAAAUCCAAGACUUACUUUCUUGGCUGGGCGAUGUGGACGGCAUCAUUGCCGCUUCAAAACCAGUGGGUGGCCUGCCGGAAACCGCCUCCGAACAGCUGGAGAGAUUCAUGGAGAUUUACAACGAAAUCGAAGAGAACCGACCCAAAGUGGAAACCGUGCUGGCCCAGGGGCAGGAGUAUUUGAAGAAGGCCCCGCCCAACUCUGCCUCGAACUUGCAGCACAACUUGCGCACCUUGAAACAACGCUGGGACUCAGUCACCGCGCGAGCCAAUGACAAGAAAAUCAAGCUGGAAAUCGCGCUUAAGGAAGCCACUGAGUUCCACGAGUCCCUGCAGGCGUUCGUCGAUUGGUUGACGAACGCUGAGAAGAUCCUGAACAGCCUAAAACCCGUUUCAAGAGUGUUGGACAAUGUGCAGCAGCAGAUCGAAGACCACAAAGUGUUCCAGAAGGAUGUGAGCGCCCAUCGCGAAAUCAUGCUGGCGCUUGACAAGAAGGGAACCCACUUAAAGUACUUCAGCCAGAAGCAAGACGUGAUCCUGAUUAAGAACCUCUUGAUCAGCGUGCAACACCGAUGGGAGCGUGUAGCGGCCAAAUCGGCUGAACGCACCAGAGCUCUGGAUCUGGGCUACAAAGAAGCGAAGGAGUUCCACGAUUCUUGGCUAGGCCUGAUGCAUUGGCUGGAUGAAACCGAACAAAACCUAGACGCCUUCAUGUUGGAUACAGCUGGAAACGACCCGGACAAGAUCAAGGCGCGACUUUCCAAACACCACGAAUUCCAGCGCGCUUUAUCUGCCAAGCAAUCCUCCUACGACACAGUGAUGAAGAACGGCAAGCAGCUGAAGGAAAAGGCACCCAAAACCGAUGAGCCCACUCUGAAGCAGAUGCUUGCCGAUCUGAAGGGCAAGUGGACGUCUGUGUGCAACAAGAGCGUUGAAAGCCAAAGAAAGCUGGAGGAAGCCCUACUCUAUUCAGGGCAAUUCAAAGAUGCUGUUGCUGCCCUCAUGGCAUGGCUUAAGAAGAGCGAAAAAGAGCUCUCUCAAGAGAGUCCCGUGCAUGGGGAUUUGGAUACAGUAACUCAUCUAUUCGACCUGCACAGACAGUUCGAGAAAGAGCUAGAGAAACGCAACGACCAAAUGGAGUCUGUUAUGCGUAAUGGGCAGGAGCUGGAAAAAACCGCCAGCAAAACCGAUGCCGCCCAUAUAAGGAAGCAAAUGACGGAGCUCAAUCAACUGUGGGAGUCCGUAACAGGGCUGACGCAUCUAAAGACCGAUAGACUGCACGAUGCUCUUAAAGAAGCUGAGAGGCUUCAUAAGUCUGUUAACAUGAUCCUCGACUGGUUGUCUGAUGCAGAAAUGAAACUCAGAUUCGUCGGAAAUACGCCCGAAGAUGAAGCCACUGCCUACGAACAGCUCAAAGCGCUUGACGAAUUCCGCGCUCAACUCAGCGAAAAGGAGAUUGAGAAAGAUCAGACGCUCAAUCUGGCUCACAACAUCCUGGCCAAGGCCCAUCCCGACUCCAUCAAUGUGAUCAAGAACUGGAUUAAAGUGAUCCAGUCCCGGUGGGAGGAAGUUUCGCAAUGGGCUCUACAGAGACACCAGAAACUCUCCUUGCACAUGCAGUCGCUAAGAGACAUGGACGAAACACUGGAAGACCUGAUCCAGUGGCUGUUGGGAUUGGAAAAUACCCUAAUUGCCCUGAAGCGAGAGGAGCUGCCAAUGAACAUCCCUGCUACGGAGCAAUUGAUAGCCGACCACAAGGAAUUCAUGGAAAAUACGCAGAAGAGACAAGCGGAAGUAGACAGGGUGUGCAAGGCCAAACAGGUCAAAGCUGCCGCAGGCUUGAAGGAUCCUCGCAAAUUUGGCAAAGCCAAAGCCCCCAUUCGCGGAUCACAGCACGACAUACACGAGCAUUCGUCCGACUACGGCACUCUCGGUCGCAAGCAAAGCUUCAAAGGAUCACGCGACUUGUUAUCGCAACGUGGCAGUCGCGCCAGUCCUGGCAGAGAGCUGAGUCCCGAACCUGGAUAUCCUCAUGUCGGGCCAAGAUUUUCAGCACCUGGAAGCGAACCCGAAUUCCGAUCACCCCGAGUGAAAUUCCUCUACGACAAAUGGCGCCACGUUUGGGUGCUAUCCUGGGAAAGACAGAGAGAACUAUACGACCAUCUGGCUUAUCUGAAGGAGAAAGAAAAGGCCGACAACUUCUCGUGGGACGACUGGAGAAAGCGUUUCUUGAAGUUCAUGAACUACAAGAAGUCCAGGCUUACUGAUCUGUUCAGGAAGAUGGACAAGGACAACAACGAGCUGAUUCCCCGGGAUGAUUUCAUUGAUGGCAUUAUAAGAACGAAAUUCGACACUUCGAGGCUGGAAAUGAAACACGUCGCAGACAUGUUCGAUGAAAACAACAGAGGUUUGAUCGACUGGAAGAAAUUCAUUGCGGCCCUCAGACCUGACUGGGAGGAGAAGACACCGGAUCAUGACGCCCAGAAGAUCCACGACGAAGUCAAGCGACUAGUCAUGCUUUGCACGUGCAGACAGAAGUUCAGAGUUUUCCAAGUUGGCGAAGGCAAAUACCGCUUUGGCGACAGCCAGAAGCUUCGUCUGGUUCGUAUCCUCCGCAGUACCGUGAUGGUACGUGUUGGUGGCGGUUGGGUCGCUUUGGACGAGUUCCUUUUGAAGAACGACCCUUGCAGAGCUAAAGGCCGCACUAACAUUGAGCUACGUGAACAAUUCAUCUUGGCGGAUGGCGUGUCUCAAACCAUGACCGCUUUUAAGAGCAAACGGUCUUCAGCCAGUCCCGUUUCUGGCUCCUCUUCGAGUUCACUACGCACUCCUCAAGGGCCAAUCACAAAGGUCCGAGAAAGAUCGCAGCGAUCGGUGCCGAUGGGCAGUUUGCCCAGACAUUCAAAGUCGACUUUGUCGGCCGGCACUCCAGACUCGCUCAGCGAUAACGAAAGUGGAUUCAGAACACCGCGAAAACCCGUCUAUCGCUCCACUUUAACACCGGGUGGGUCCAGAAACAAUUCCAGACCGGCCUCUAGAACCGGCAGUCGACCUGGCAGCAAACCACCAUCCAGGCAUGGAUCCAAUCAGUCUUUGGACAGCACUGAUGAUACACCCUCGAGGAUUCCGAGAAGAACUCCAACCUCAGGUUUUAGUUCCGCAACUUUAUCAUCUGCUAGGAAGAGCACAGUGAAUGGAACCGGCUCCAGACCAAGGACUCCAAGUGGUCUUCGCUCUCCAGCCAGUCCAGCUCUUAGAUCCACGGGCAUACCCAGAGCCUCGAGCAUACCAACCUUAACCGGAAUUAGUUCAAGUUCAUCCAGGUCUCGCAUACCGAUUUAUAGAGGGAACAGUAAGGAUGAACCGGAAUCGCCUUCCACAUCCAGUUCCUGUUCAAUGUCUUUUUCUUCUGGGACUCGAACACCAUCCGGGUCGAAUACCCCAGUUUAUCCAGAUCAACCAACGGCGGUUUCGCGAUUGCUCCGAAGAAAUUCUGGAGCAUCCGAAACGCCGACGGGUCAAGCCCGCCGAAAGAAGUCAACCAUCGAAGACCGGGAACCGUUUAGAUUAUAAUUAGGAAUAAAAAACACUAGUUUAGGUUUCUUAACUUAUUUCAAACCUAAAAUGACUGACAUAAGUUGUAGCUUCGUAUUCUAAAAAAAGAAUUGUUCAUAUUUUUGUAUAAAACUUGUUAAUUUAUUGAGAGCCUUUUCGGUCGGCGAAAAUCGCCAGUUUUGCCGGCCGGAGACGCAGUGCCUCUAGUCUCUAUAAUUGAGAAGUCACUUUGUUUUGUAAGACAGUAUUUUUCUUUAAUCGAGCAAAAUUGAGAAAUGUCUUAGUUGGUAUAAGUAUCUUUUUGUAAAUUGGUUGCCAUAUAUUACAAAAUCGAAUUAUUUAUAUUUUUAUUGUUAGAUGGAUAAGAACCACUUUUUAUGCUUCAAUCUAGCACUUUAAGUUUUGUUCAGUUUGUACCAAAUCUGUGGAUUUUAUGUUGGCUAUAGAAAACGGGACCAUUUGAUUUUCCAUGUUCUUUAAUUACAUAUUGUGUUUACUAAUUUGUCCUAACCCUAACUUUACAAACAUUAUGCUAUUGUAAUUUUUAUUUCUAAACGAGUUUUCUAGUUCUAUCUAGCAAUUGCGAAAGUGUGAUUACCAUUUAAACGUGAUCGGGACAGUGUUUUGUAAUCGCCAGUACGAAACGCUCGUCUUUGUGCGCAUAUUCUGUAUGUAUUGCUUUUGUAUAAUUUAACUGUUAAUUAAAACUAAAUUUUAUUAAAAA